Linum tenue is the source of this 459-nucleotide messenger RNA. NCBI's taxonomy places the organism in Eukaryota, Viridiplantae, Streptophyta, Magnoliopsida, Malpighiales, Linaceae. The record is from the annotation of a GenBank genome assembly.
AUGAAGGUCGACAUACUCAUCAUCCUAAUCGUUACUAAUGUCUUCCUCCUCUCCUUAUCCCCACAGCCAGCAGCAGCGGCAAGACGACACUACUCGUCGUCCAACGUCACGGCGGAGAUCCAGGGCAAACACGCCACCCUAACACUCAACGGCUUCCAGAAAGGCGAGGACGGCGGCGGCGCGUCCGAGUGCGACGGCCGCUACCACAGCGACGACAAGAAGGUGGUGGCGCUGUCCUCCAACUGGUACCAGAACGGGAAGCUGUGCCACGAGUGCAUCGAGAUUACGGCCAAAGAAACCGGCGAGACAACGACGGCCAUCGUCGUCGACGAGUGCGACACGUCCGGCGGGUGCAAGCACGACAUCGUGGACGGGUCGAGGGCCGUGUGGGAGGCCCUCGGGUUCCACCACGGCAAGGGCGAGUACGGCGAGACGUCCGUUACUUGGAAGAUGUGCUAA